Molecule: messenger RNA, 1969 nt
Organism: Cuscuta campestris
Lineage: Eukaryota; Viridiplantae; Streptophyta; Magnoliopsida; Solanales; Convolvulaceae
Source: the annotation of a GenBank genome assembly
CAGCCUCGUAUAGUCAUACUUGCUCCUGCGGCGGGACGCGCGGCAGCCAUCUGUUCCAAAGUCCCUCCACCAUCGUUGUUGUUAUCAUUCAGCUCCGAGCACAGGAUCAUCAUAUCUGAAUAAUAAUCAGGGCUGCAGAAGGAUGGAAUUGGAAGAUAGGAUUAGCACAUUCCUGGAUGAUAUUCUUUUAAUGAUUUUAUCACUGUUGACUUUCAAGGAAGCAGUUGCCACCAGCAUCCUUUCUCGAAGAUGGCGAUAUUUAUGGGCAUCCCUCCCUAUCCUCGAUUUUAGAUUCGAAUAUGUUUUGCAACAUGAAGACAUCCACUACCGAAAUUUUAUUCGGCACUGUAGAUUACUUGAAGUUUACAAGGAUAGAUUUGUAGAAAUGGUCAACCAAGUGCCAAGGUUUCGAAAGGGUCAAGGGCUGCAAGAGUUUGGCAUCCAUUACCCGUUAGAACAAAGCUCUAGUUGCCAUAUUGAUCGUUGGGUUGCUUUUGCAAUUGCCGUUGGAGUUUCCAAGCUUGAAUUAAACCUCUCCCCCUAUUUAUCCAAUUGUCCUAGAGGUUGGAAGAAUUAUUCAAUCCCACAUGACCUUUUUGGCAGAACGAAUGGCAUGGAGCAGUUGUUUGGGCAAUUGGAUCGUUGUUUUCUCUCCAAUCCUACAUCCUCCCUCAAUGUUCGAAAUGGUUUCAAGUAUCUUAAAGAGCUCUCCUUGAAAUAUGUAGACCUUACAGACGAACACUUUGAAGCCAUUUUAUCUAGCUGCACAUCUCUCGAGCGCUUACAUUUGCUUAAGAGCAACAAGCUAGUUAGUGUAAAACACACUCUUCCUCACACGAAAUUGAAUUUCUUGGAGAUAUACCAUUGUUACAAUGUGGAGAAAGUUGAAAUAUUUGCUCCAAAUCUUGUUUCUUUCUUGUAUCGAGGGGCCAAGAUUCAUAUUUUCGUUAAGGGUGCGAAACAGCUCGUUAAUCUCUGCAUGUAUUCAUAUUCCUAUUGGGGAGAGAUGGAGUAUCCACACAACAAUUGUUUGGGUUUACCCUACAUGCAAAGUAAAGAUUUUGUUUUUGUCCAAUUUGCUGAGUACCUUUCACAGUUGGAGCAUUUGACCUUGGAUGUUGGUUUGUUUAAUGAUAAAGAAGUAUUCGAAAAGGUCCCUAUACUUUCAAAUCUGAAACAUCUGUCUUUGACUAGUGACAAUGAUUAUGAAGGCCCCUUUGGGGUGGUAAGUUGCUAUCGUACAGUUGUUUGCCUGGUCAAGGCAUCACCAUGCUUGUGUCGACUCGACUUACAUUUUGCACUGCCACCUUCCAAGAAUCCAGAAUUGAGAAGAAUUCCCAUGUCUCCGCACAAAUAUCUGAAAGAGGUUUUGGUUUCCGGUUUUUAUGGCAAUGAGCUGGUUAUGGACUUGAUAAUGUCUAUAUCUGAGUUUGCCAUUGAACUCCAAAAGAUUGAGAUAACAAUGGCAUUUUUAGGUGAUCUUUCCCGGUGUCCCCCCAUUAUUGUAAGGGAUGCUGAUGUUGCUAAGAAAAGUAUUGGGGAGCUUCAUCAAAAAUUGCCUGCAGAUGUUCAAGUAUGCUUUCUUGAUGAUGAUUAAUUUAUACAUGUUUCAUCUUGAAUGUGUAUGUUGGUGUGUGAUUUUACCCUGUUGUACCAUAAGAAUCCUAAUUUUCCUAAACCCAUUAGGCUAUUUAUUUCUUUUGGGUUAUUGCUGAAAUGUUAAGUUCAAUCCAAUUAUGGGAUGGAAGUGAUGAUGGGUCGGGUUGGUUAGUUAAGGAACAAAGCUCUUCUCCCAUGUGCUAGGCAAGUGUAGAAUCAUGAUUUUUUUUUAUAUAGGCCCAGUUUGGUAUACGAAAUUCAAACUAUGGAAUUUGUAUUGAGAACUUUAAUUCAAAUUUUGGUGUUUGGUAGCACAAAAAUUAUGUAGAUUUGGAACUGAUAGUGCAAAAAAUAAAUUAGAAUCGGCAUA